AUGUGGUUUUUGGUUUUGGUAUUAUUGAUUGAGCUCGUGGUUGCUCUCCAACCUCUCCCACCAGUGCCAGCAUCGAACACCAGCAGCAAUGGCGCUGACAUCUCGAUCAACACGUUAUCCACGAAGAUAUACAUUGACAGCGCUUUUGCGGAUACAAGAGAUGCGAAUGGCCUGACUCUCAUCCCGCCAUCAGCUUAUGAAUUUGCUGAGACAUUUCGCGCCGACAUUUCAUUGCUGUUAGGUGGAAACUGGAAGUUGGAGCGCGUCGAUGGCCUUCAGUCGGACGGUAUCAAUCUUGGGUCUUUCCGGGGUGAUGAAAGCCAGUUGGCAUACGAGAAUGGUGUUGCGACAGAAGAAGGAUAUGAAAUCGAAGUUACAGAUGGCCGCAUUUACAUAGGCGGAACCGGUGCGCGAGGCAUGUUUUGGGGCACACGAACUUUGCUGCAACAGUUGUUGAUUGGGAAUGGAUCUCUGGCACACGGUCGGACGGUAGAUGCGCCUGCCUAUGCUACACGUGGUUUCAUGCUAGACGCAGGCCGCAAAUGGUACAGCAAGGAUUUCCUCAAAGAGCUUUGCUCCUACGCGUCAUUCUUCAAGAUGUCAGAGUUUCAUUACCACUCUAGCGACAACUAUCCGCUUAAUCGUGGUCACAAUGAGACGUGGCAGGAUGUAUUCUCUCAUUUCUCGUUGUACCCGGAAAAGAAUACCGAGCUUCGAGGCCUGGUUCAACGUCCAAACGAAACACUAUCGCGCGUCGAUUUCGAAGAUUUUCAGCGGCAUUGCGCACAAAGAGGUGUCACAAUCGUUCCAGAGAUUGAAGCACCAGGCCACGCUUUGGCGAUUACGAAAUGGAAACCAGAACUUGCGCUUGCAAAAAAAGACUUGUUGAACCUCAGCCAUCCGGACGCGAUCCCCACAGUAAAAGCCAUCUGGUCAGAGUUCCUUCCCUGGUUUCAGACAAAAGAAGUGCACAUUGGCGCAGACGAAUAUGAUUCUACUCUGGCAGAUGAUUACAUCCACUUUGUGAACGAGAUGGCAGACUUCGUCAACACAACGUCGCAGAAGCGAGUGCGUAUAUGGGGUACACAUGAACCUUCUGAAAACCUCACCAUCUCGAGGGAAGUCAUCGUACAGCAUUGGCAGUAUGGUCAAUCGGAUCCUGUGGAGCUUCAGAAUGAUGGCUAUGAUCUAAUCAAUUCAGAGGAUUGGUGGGCAUACAUGAGUCUCAAAAAUGAUCAUAUGCCUAUCCUACCAGCUCGAUACCCGCAGUUCUACAAUGUUACACGGACAGUGAACUUUGCGAACGUACCAAGCUGGCAAUGGGAACCCUCGGUUUACAAUCCCAUCAACACCACGGAGCAGCUACAGCCCAACGCUAUCGGCAACAAGGGUGCUAUCUUGGCAGCUUGGAACGAUAACGGUGCAGAUGCCACGACGCAGCUUGAAGCUUACUAUGCGAUGCGCGAAGGUAUACCUGUCAUGGCCGCACGUGCCUGGGCUGGAGCUCGGGGCGAAAAGAUCGUCGAAGGAGAGCUAUCGGAUAGUACCGCACUUUUGGCACCCAAAGCCCCUGGACAAAAUCUCGAUCGCCGGAUACCGAAUGCGCAGAAUCCGUCGCAAACCUCGCCACUCGUGUCGUGGAAACGGGGAUCCUCUGGCAACUCGAAACAAAUCUUGGAAAUGGGCUCUUAUGGACCGCCGUAUACACUGGCCAUGAGUGUAUCGUCAUCAUUCAAUCUUUCUGGGCCAGACACCUCGCUCUCUCUCAGUAAGCUCUCCACCAACACCAGCGGCGACAUCACUACACUCAUCUUCACCACCGCGGACGGAUUCCCAUACCCUUUGCGUUCUGUAUCCUCAGAUGAUGGACACGACCCCGGACAUCCAGGUCGUAUCUGGACGAACCAAUCUACAUCCUCGCAUGAGCCUGUAUCCGUCACUCUCCCUGCCAUGUUGCGUAUUGAGACAGACAUACUGAACGGCAGUCGUGUCUGGAUUGAUGAAAAGUUUGCAGGCCGCUUUGAAGUAUUCGUAUUUGGAGGGCGCAACACACUGUUCAGCUGGAGUCAGAUGGCACUCGUUGCUCCGUUAAAAGAAGUAGACGGCGGUAUUGACAGCCUUGUGCUCGAAGCAGGCAUGAGCGUGAAGAAGAAGAAGAAGAAGAAGAAGAAGAAGAAGAAGAAGAAGAAGAAGAAGAAGAAGAAGAAGAAGAAGAAGAAGAAGAAGAAGAAGAAGAAGAAGAAGAAGAAGACAAUGAUAUGGCUGGUACAAGCUGGGAACUCCUGGGUGGACUGGAUUUUAAUGGGAGGGUGGGGUCGGAGCUCGUAG
This is a messenger RNA of Pyrenophora tritici-repentis Pt-1C-BFP, 2328 nucleotides long. Lineage: Eukaryota; Fungi; Ascomycota; Dothideomycetes; Pleosporales; Pleosporaceae. The record is from RefSeq and is a predicted model, not a curated record.